Molecule: messenger RNA, 1162 nt
Organism: Gadus macrocephalus (Pacific cod)
Lineage: Eukaryota; Metazoa; Chordata; Actinopteri; Gadiformes; Gadidae
Gene: rpp30
Product: ribonuclease P/MRP 30 subunit
Exons: 12
Coding region: 153-983 (276 amino acids)
Biological process (GO): tRNA processing; translation
Cellular component (GO): ribosome; nucleolar ribonuclease P complex
Molecular function (GO): structural constituent of ribosome; RNA binding
Source: RefSeq, a predicted model, not a curated record
UGAUACAACUACAUUUCCCGUCAGACGUUUCGGCCCCAGUAGCCCCACAUGUUGACAGAAAGCUUCCCUAUCAGACGUCCAAUACCUCAAACAUAACAUAUUUAUUCUGCAUGUAGGUAAUGUUAAACCUUUCAUCUUAGACCUCAACCAACAUGUCUUUGUUCAUGGACCUCAACCUUCCCUUCACUGCGGACAAGAAGAGACUCAAGACCCUCCUGGAAACAGCCGCCCACCUUGGCUUCUCCACAGUCGCCAUCAACUAUGUGGAUAAGGCGCAGAGCAAGGGCAAAAAGGAGAUUCCCAAACCGACGCCGCUUGACCAACUAGUAGACGAGCUUCCAAUAGUCCAGGGGAAAUCUCGGCCUAUCAAAAUUCUCAACAGACUGACCAUCAUGGUAUCAGACUCCAAUCACUAUCGAACAAAUGCAGCUGAGUAUAAAGCUUACGACAUCCUGGCUGUUCAUCCAACCACAGAAAAACUUUUCCAUGCGGCAUGCAUGACGGCUGACGUGGACAUCAUCUGCAUCACUAUAACCGAGCGGCUUCCCUUCUUCUUCAAAAGGGCACCCAUCAACGCGGCCAGAGAGAGAGGGGUGAUGUUUGAGGUGUGCUACGCCGCGGCGAUCAGAGACUCCACCAUGAGGCGCUACACCCUCACCAACGGCCUGGCGCUGGUGGAGCGUAACAACGGAAAGAAUGUCAUCAUCUCCAGCGGGACGGACAAGGCUUUAGAGCUCAGAGGACCUUAUGAUGUCGCCAACCUAGCUCAGUUGUUUGGUAUGUCGGAGGUGGAGGCAAAGGACGGGGUGUCUUCAAACUGUCGCUCGGUUCUGCUGCACGCAGAAACGAGGAAAACGGCUUGUGGAAUCAUCUACACAGUGAAAACACCUAAAGACACGGAACCAAACGAGACCGACACAGAUACCGUCUCCAUGGUAACGGAUGAGCCUCCAGCGAAAAAACAGAAAACCUCUGCUAGUUAACCGCUACUGCUGUGCGUAGCGGUACCCAUUUUGUUUUGCUGUCGAAUUUGCUAACAUUUUUUUUCGUUUUUCACCUUUUGUCUGAGCUCAAUCUGAAAGAGACAAGCUGUCAAUUUGACUUUAACAAGACAUCAUUGUUAAAACGUAAUAAAUAAAUAAAUAAAUACUCUAUUGACUUU